GCCGGGUUUGGAAUCCCACCGAGGAGUCGCUCGGAGCAGCUGGAGAGAGAUGGACAUCGCUGUCAAGCCCCACAUACCCCCCACCAUGGCCCUGUAUGCCGAGAAGCACAGCGUCUUCCAGCUGAUGCAAAGCAUGGUGGAGGCACUGGUCAUCCACCAGCCUGAGGACCCCGUCUCCUUCAUGAUAGACCACCUGAAGCAGGACAGCGACCACGUGCCCAGGGUGUUUGUGCUGGGCCCCCCGGCCGCUGGGAAAACCACCAUUGCCAUGUUGCUCUGCAAGCACCUCAACGCCUCGUACCUCAGCCAGCAGAAGCUGCUGUCCAACAAGACGCUGGUGCUGGCCAAGGAGGUGCAGAGGUACCAGCAGCAGCAGGAGCAGAUCCCAGACGAGCUCUGGGUCGGCCUGCUCCAGGACCGCCUCUCGGACGUGGACUGCAUCAGGGAGGGCUGGGUCUUGGAUGGGUUCCCCCAGACCCGCGAGCAGGCCUUACUGCUGCAGACCUCCGGCAUCAUGCCGCGGCACGUGGUGGCGCUUUAUGCGCCGGACACCGUGCUGGUGGAGAGGAACCUAGGCAAGCGCCUGGACCCCAUCAGCACGGGGGUGUACCACACCACCUUUGACUGGCCGACCGACCCCACUGUGGAGCAGCGCCUGGUGCAGCCCGACGGCUGCUCGGAGCAGGCCACAGCCAGGCGGUUGCUGGAGUAUCACCGCAACAUCCAGAGCAUCUUCCAGAGCUACCGGGGGAACUUCCGAACUGUCAACGCCGACCAGCCCUGCACCGAUGUCUUCUCCCAGGUGCUGACGUUCGUGGAGAGCCAGCCCCGCUCGGCUGCCCCCUUCACCCCCCGGGUCCUGCUCUGCGGGCCCCCUGGCAGCGGGAAGAGCCUGCAGGCCGCCCUGCUGGCCCAGAAAUACGGCCUGGUCAACGUGGGCUGCAGGCAGCUGCUGAAGGAGGCCGUGGCGGAGAAGUCGAAGAUCGGGGAGCUCAUCAAGCCAUAUUUUGAGAGCAGGUGCCCGGUGGCGGACAACCUGGUCCUGAAGGUGCUGCGGGAGCGGCUGGGCAAGCUGGACUGCGUGUCCUGCGGCUGGGUGCUGCAUGACUUCCCGCGUGACGCGGACCAGGCCGAGCUGCUGAGUAACACCAGCUUCAUCCCCAACCGGGUGGUCUUCCUCACCCUGCCCGUGGACGCCAUCCUGGAGCGGGUCUCUCAGCGGGCCACAGACCCCGUCACUGGCGAGCGCUACCAUCACCUGUACAAGCCGGCCCCGAGCCUGGAGCUGUGCCAGCGCCUUCGGCAGAACCCCCAGGACGCGGUGGAGCAGCUGGAGCUGCAGGUGGAUCUGUACGGCCGGCACGCCGCGGACCUGGAGGAGUUCUACGAGGAUGCCAUCUACGUCAACGCCGACCAAGACCCUUACGCUGUCUUCGAGUCCAUAGAGAGCUGCCUCACCCGGCCUCUGCCCCUCCGCACCGUCUAG
Messenger RNA from Dermochelys coriacea (leatherback sea turtle), 1486 nucleotides. Its product is annotated as adenylate kinase 8-like. The transcript has a single exon. The coding region runs from base 50 to 1486 and encodes 478 amino acids. Gene Ontology annotation, biological process: nucleoside triphosphate biosynthetic process. Lineage: Eukaryota; Metazoa; Chordata; Testudines; Dermochelyidae. The record is from RefSeq and is a predicted model, not a curated record. Gene Ontology annotation, molecular function: AMP kinase activity; ATP binding; nucleoside diphosphate kinase activity. Gene Ontology annotation, cellular component: cytoplasm.